Solanum lycopersicum (tomato) is the source of this 811-nucleotide messenger RNA. Lineage: Eukaryota; Viridiplantae; Streptophyta; Magnoliopsida; Solanales; Solanaceae. The record is from RefSeq and is a predicted model, not a curated record.
UUAUAUUUUAAUCCACUUUUUUAUAAUAAUACACCUAUCAAUCUCAAAAUCUUGAUUACGCCUAGUCUGAUCUAAAACUAAAAUGCUAUAAAUUAUAGCUCUGAGGUUGUUCAAGACUUGAAAGCAUAAUGGUGUCAUCACUUGUUUCAUUGAUUUCCAAGAAAAUAAUCAAACCUUCUAUCCUCACUCCUCCUACUAAAAAAUCUCACAAACUUUCAUUUGUUGAUCAAGUUAUGCAUAUGUCUAUUCCUAUGGCAUUUUUCUACCCAAAAAUUGGUAACUAUGAACCUACACAUGUGCCUCAAAUUCUUGAAAACUCACUCUCAAAACUUCUUUCAUUUUAUUAUCCUUAUGCUGGAAGAUUGAAUAAAGAUGAUGCUAAUUAUGUUGAUUGUAAUGAUAUGGGAGUUGAGUUAUCACAUGUUCAUGUACAUUGUCCCAUGUCUCAUAUUCUUAGACAACCAUACACCAAUAGUGAUCAUGUUGUUUUUCCUGUUGAGCAACCUUAUGCCCACAUGAAUGAAGGAAAUUUAGCUACAACUCAAGUACGGUAUAACUUUCCGAUGAAGGGUAUUCACUUGCGCAUCCUUCGUUAGCUGUAGCUCCGCCCCUGAUUCACGUGAAUUCAAAUUAUAUUUAAAUAUUUGAAUAAUAUUUUUUUUUACUACUCCAAUACAAAAAAAAAUUAAGAAAAUCAAACAUUUCCAUGUCAUACCAAACACGUAAUUUCAAAAGACUGAUAUAAAGUUAAAAAAAUAACACUCUUUUAUUUCACGCACCUCAUCUAGUCACAUUUUCUAUUAUUUUUUUU